Messenger RNA from Choloepus didactylus (southern two-toed sloth), 2111 nucleotides. It is a transcript of the gene POLR2C, whose product is annotated as RNA polymerase II subunit C. Gene Ontology annotation, cellular component: RNA polymerase II, core complex. The transcript has 9 exons. NCBI's taxonomy places the organism in Eukaryota, Metazoa, Chordata, Mammalia, Pilosa, Megalonychidae. The record is from RefSeq and is a predicted model, not a curated record. Bases 54 to 908 code for a protein of 284 amino acids. Gene Ontology annotation, molecular function: protein dimerization activity; DNA binding; DNA-directed RNA polymerase activity. Gene Ontology annotation, biological process: DNA-templated transcription.
CCAGGAAGACGCAUUGUUGCUGACGUUAGAGGUUGGUCCGUCCGCCGGGCAGGAUGCCAUACGCCAACCAGCCUACCGUGCGAAUCACUGAGCUCACAGACGAGAAUGUCAAGUUCAUCAUCGAGAAUACGGACCUGGCGGUGGCCAAUUCUAUUCGGAGGGUCUUCAUCGCUGAGGUGCCUAUAAUAGCCAUUGACUGGGUGCAAAUCGAUGCCAAUUCCUCAGUCCUUCACGAUGAGUUCAUUGCUCACAGGCUUGGAUUGAUCCCCCUCACAAGUGACGACAUUGUGGACAAGCUACAGUACUCCCGGACCGUUCCUCUCCUCCUCCUGCUGCAGGACUGCACGUGUGAAGAGUUCUGCCCCGAGUGCUCGGUGGAGUUCACCCUCGACGUGCGGUGUAAUGAAGACCAGACUCGUCAUGUCACCUCUCGAGACCUCAUCUCCAACAGCCCCCGGGUCAUUCCGGUGACGUCGCGGAGCCGAGAUAAUGACCCCAAUGAUUACGUGGAGCGAGAUGAUAUCCUCAUCGUCAAGCUGAGAAAGGGGCAGGAGCUGAGACUUCGCGCCUAUGCCAAAAAGGGCUUUGGCAAGGAGCAUGCCAAGUGGAACCCUACGGCGGGGGUGGCUUUUGAGUACGAUCCAGACAAUGCCCUGAGGCACACAGUGUACCCCAAGCCAGAGGAAUGGCCAAAGAGUGAGUACUCAGAGCUGGAUGAAGAUGAGUCACAGGCUCCCUAUGACCCCAACGGCAAGCCAGAGAGGUUUUACUACAACGUGGAGUCCUGUGGCUCUCUGCGCCCUGAAACCAUUGUCCUCUCAGCCCUGUCUGGAUUGAAGAAGAAGUUGAGUGAUUUACAGACGCAGUUAAGCCACGAGAUCCAGAGUGAUGUCCUAACCAUAAACUAGCUGCAGCUCACCUGUUUCAGCAAAAAGGGGAUCCAAGCCAGCAGCUAGAUUUGGAGUCUCUCCUGAGACUCUUCUAGCAUCUGGGAUCUGGACUGUCAUUGCUCAAGCUUCUUGGCAGAGCAUUACUACCAACCAGAAAGGUAGCAACAGGGAAAGGUGGGCCUUUUCCAGACUUUCUUGGUCUCAGAUAGAUUACCAGAGAUGCCACUGGUAUUUGAGGAAGAACAGUUUUUCAGGAGACAUUAAGCACCCCUGGUCCCUGUCUGCUAAAUGCCAGUAGUGCUCCCCAGAAACCAAAACAUCCCUUCCAGCCUGUUUCCUCGUGUGCCUGUGAGGGCCAUCCUGCUUCCCUGUGGAGAACCACAGAGCUGGACACUCUUCCUCUCCUGGUCAUCCCAGCUCUUCAAACCCUGUCCAAAAGAAAGAGUUUCACAGCUGUACCAUAGGUUUCUGUGUUAGGACUGAGUGCUGGAACCCUCAUUCAGGCUGCCUACAAAGCCUUCCAGUCCCUUGCCCAGGGCCAGCCUCAAAUCCCCAGGUGUCCCCAAUUAGAGAGGCCAUCCUUUGGAAUAGUGUUAGACCUGGCUGUCCCCUCCCCCCACAAAAUAAACACGGCCUUUCAUUGUCUACCCAUCAGUUAUGAAUGCCUUCACCACCAAGGUCCUGAUUAUUUAGUUUGGGGAGGGGUAAAGUUCUCUGCCCCAUAUUUCAUUUCUUUUAAUGACGAUGUCUGGCCCUGACCCCUUAGCACGGCCUCCAGGUAGGAACAUACUUCCCCAAGCAGUUAAUUAGGCUGCCUGGCAGGGGAAGCCUGCAGAAAGCCCGAGUUUCAGUACAGAAAGGAAGGGAUAUUGAUUAACAGUUAAUUGUCUUUUUAAAAGUUUUUAUUUUUGGCAAUAAAGAGCACAACAUAAUCUCCUUCAUGCGUCAUCGUGCCACCAGCUGAGCCAGCCAGCUCUGCCUCCCUCCCCACAGCCUUUGGGCCGAUUCGUGUCCCUCCUCAGGCCAGCUUAUUCCUCUGGGCGGUCGUUCUCUGGGUCAGGUUCAGAGCCGAGCUGGCUGUGGCCACCAACCUGGCUCCAGGGCUCUGUGGGGAGGGGGCCUCUUACUUUAUCAUCCUGCCACAACUCAAACAGUGGUUAUUUACAAGAAAGUCUACUCCCACAAAUCAAAACCCUAAAGUAUUUAAAAAAAAAAAAAAAA